CUUGUAAGUUGUUGAUCUUAUGAAGAGUACUUCGCCAGUUGCUGCCGACGGAACUGCACGGAAUUUUUUAGAGAAUUUAUGAAUUGCGAAAUGGAUUUGGGAGGAAAAAAUGUGGUUUACUUUGGCGGAUUCGGUGGCAUAGGCAAAAAAUGUGUGCAAGAACUGCUUAAGAAGCAAAUAAAAGGUCUGGCCAUUUUUGACUUGAUUGUGGAUGACGAUCUGUUGGCUGAGUGGAAAAAGCAGAAUCCCGAUACGGAAGUUUUCUACCACAAAGUGGACAUCACUCAGAAAUCGGAUAUAGAUGCUGCCUAUAAGGCGACCGCAGAGAAACUUGGACACUUCGAUGUGGUGGUCAACGGAAGUGGCCUUUUGGAUGAUCGCCUAAUUGAACUGACCAUACAAAUUAAUCUGGUGGGAGUAAUCAAUAGCACUUUGACCGCCUUGGAGUACAUGGACAAGUCAAAAGGUGGUAAAGGUGGACUCAUUGUGAACAUUUCCUCUGUGGCUGGACUGCAGCCCACGCCUUUGAUGGCCAUAUACUCCACUUCCAAAACAGGUGUCACCACAUUUACCAGGGCCAUGGCUAGUCCCAUCCAUUAUGCUCACUCCGGUGUGGGCUUCAUUACCAUCUGUCCAGGCUUUACGAAUACCGGCAUCCUCAAGGAUAUUGAUAAGAAAACCACAUUUCCAUUUUAUGAGACUCGCAUGCGGACCGUCUUCAGCAAGGUGAAAGGUCAGACGGUGGAGGUUUGCGCUCGGAAUAUAGUCCACGCCAUCGAGACGGCCAAGAAUGGAGCAGUUCUUAUGCUGGAACUGGGUGAGAUCCACGAACUGGAUAUACCGAACCUGUGGAAUCCCCAGCUAGAUGAUUGCGUAUUUGUCUGCUUGAGCUGAACGUAUCUAUACUAAUUAAUCCCACAUUAACCGCAAGACGGGAUCAAGUUGGCAGGCAAUCAGAACCAAAUCAAGUCAUAUCAAAUUCUGUUUUAUAAUUCGAAUAAGUUUCUUUUAUUUAAAUUGCAGGCAUACACACACAAAAUUGAGUUUGUUUUUAGUUUGCUUUUGAGUUUUUUGGUUUCUGGGUUUUUCAUAUCUAACAUUUACAAUGAAUUUUGAAGAUAAAUAUACAUAUUCAGCACAUCCAAGAACAUAUAUUUUAUCGAUGAUUAACAUUCCACAAAACUAGAAGAGAUGUCUGAUUUCGGUAGUCCGAAACUCUGGAUACCCUAGAAAAGGAAUCUAAAGUUCAAAAAGAAAAUAAAAUCAUUAUGAUGAUAGCUUUUGCAGAUCAGUUAUCUGUUAGUAGAGUUUCUUAGCCGAAGUUCCCAGUUUUCAAGCUGCCAGCAGCAAUUAAAUGGGAUAGAACAAAAGGUUCUAGAUAAUUUAAAAUACAACGAUUUAAGUUUCAAAAUAUAAUCUGAAAGCUUUUCUUCUUUUCCGGGGUAUCAUGACCAUGGACAGACCCGAAGGUAUUUGGGAGAUCUCUUGAAGUAGAAGCAAGUUCAUCUCGUUGGUGAAGGUUUGUUGUCUUUCCUGUAGAGUAGUGCAUGUAAAAUACAAUCUCUGCUUACAUAGUUCUAUGAUACAAUAUACGCCGCUCAGAUGCAUCCUUUCAAUGGCGUUUAGUGUGUGUAUUUAGAUACAUUAUUAUACUCGUUAUAGUUAGUUUCAAUUAGCAUUUAAUAUAAAGACAUUUGUUUGUUCCCAUUGAACUGGGAUUAGUUUCGCAUGUUAACUGUAAAUUUCACAUCAUCACAAUUCAAGGGUCUUCAACUUAUAAAUUACACCAAAAACAGCAACGGUUCGUUUGCAGAGACGAGGUGACCUUUGACCUUACAGGACGCUUGUGCUCAUCUACUGAGCUUCGACUUUUAAGUAGCGGUGGUCGUUAAAACUGAAAGUAUCCUAUUGUCCUCACCACAACACAUUGGAUGCGCUGAAAGGGAGUCGCCCUGGCUAUCUAUCUACCUAAGAUUACUCGCUUGCAGUGCUGGGUUCUAUCGAGGAUCUGAUCUCAUUGGGUGGUGGGUGGCUCGACAAGCUAUCUCCUGGCAGGUUAUAAUAGACUUAUUGGAUCUGAGCUACUGCAAAGUCGUCGGCAAAGUAUCUAUGCGAGCUUGGUCGAUUGGUUUUGAGUGCCUAACCCUAGGUUGAGGAACAGAAGCGCCUACUAUCGUAUCGUAUUUAACCAUAUUUUACGUUUAUCUUAUUAAGUUAUGCGGAUUGUCUGUAACUAGUUGCGUUAACUAUAGGAUCUCGUAUUGUAUUCCAUUAAAUUUCCUAUCUGGUGGUUGCUGUUGGUGUUCUUAGUUCCUUAUACUCUGCUGGUGGUUAUUUGUUUAAGUUUCUCGUUUGCUUUCUUCGCUCUGAUAUGUUUCGCACAUCAUCUUUCAUCAUUUCAUCUAACUUUCGUCGUGAACUUAAAAUAAUGACAGAGG
Molecule: messenger RNA, 2438 nt
Organism: Drosophila simulans
Lineage: Eukaryota; Metazoa; Arthropoda; Insecta; Diptera; Drosophilidae
Product: alcohol dehydrogenase 1
Exons: 4
Coding region: 79-894 (271 amino acids)
Biological process (GO): alcohol metabolic process
Cellular component (GO): cytoplasm
Molecular function (GO): alcohol dehydrogenase (NAD+) activity
Source: RefSeq, a predicted model, not a curated record